AUGGAUCGUCAGUAUCAAGAUCUUCAGAAUGCAGUGUCACAAGAUGAUCUUAAAGCGGUCAAAGUCAUAUUAAAACAAGAUACUAACGUAAACCAACCAGAUCAAAAUGGAAACAUUCCAUUACACAUGGCUGCACAACGUGGCAAGAAAGAUAUCGUGGAGUUUCUGAUUAAACAUGGUGGUGAUGUAGAGAAGAAGAAUGAAUAUGGACAAACACCCUUACAUCUUGCUGCAUCAUAUGGAAGCCUUAAAGCAACCAAGGUGAUACUCAGGCACGGUGGAAAUGUGUACAAAGAGGACAACGCAGGCUACAGUGCAUUACUGAACACUGUAAAGAAUGGUCACAAGGAUGUAGUGCAGUACUUCAUCAGCCAAGGCACCAGUGUGAAUAAGGUCAAUAGUAAUGGAUUGACGCCGUUGUAUAUCGCUGCCGGUUUUGGCAAGAUUGACAUGGUGAAAUACUUGAUCAGUAAUGGAGCCGAUGUACAUUGUGCACAGGAAAACUAUUUAUUGCCAUUGGCAUACGCUUCAUCAUUUGGCCAUGUAGAGGUAGUGAAAUAUCUUGUAAAUCAAGGAGCUAAAGUGAAUAAAGGAGGGAGUGAUGGUCGGACUGCAUUACAUAAUGCUGCUCAGAAUGGUCAUCUUGAUGUAACCAGACAUUUGAUCAGUAAAGGAGCUGAGGUGAAUAGGGUUGAUGGUAAUGGUUACAGUGCAUUGCGUGUUUCUGCUUUCAAUGGUCAUAUUGAGGUUACCAAAUAUCUGAUUAGUCAGGGAGCUGAGGUCAAUAGGAAAGAUGAUAUUGGCUGGACUCCUUUACAUGUUGCUGCUCAAGAAGGUCAUCUGGAUACAUGUGAAUAUCUGAUCAGUCAAGGAGCUGAGGUGAAUAAAGGAAAGAAUGAUGGUGGGACUGCAUUGCACAGUGCUGCUCAGAAUGGUCAUCUUGAUGUAACCAGAUAUUUGAUAAAUCAAGGAGCCGAGGUGAAUAGGGUUGAUAGUAAUGGUUACAGUGCAUUGCGUGAAUCUGCUUUCAAUGGUCAUGUUGAGGUCAUCAAAUAUUUGAUUAGUCAGGGAGCUGAGGUGAAUAUGGGGGAUUAUAAGGGUGCGACUCCUUUAAUUGUUGCUGCUCAAGAAGGUCAUCUGAAAACAUGUGAAUAUCUGAUCAGUCAAGGAGCUGAGAAGGGUCACCUUGAUGUAACCAGAUAUUUGAUAAAUCAAGGAGCCGAGGUGAAUAGGGUUGAUAGUAAUGGUUACAGUGCAUUGCGUGUAUCUGCUUUCGAGGGUCAUAUUGAGGUUAUUAAAUAUCUGAUUAGUCAAGGAGCUGAAGUCAAUAGGAAAGAUGAUAUUGGCUCGACUCCUUUACACGUUGCUGCUCAAGAAGGUCAUCUGGACACAUGUGAAUAUCUGAUCAGUCAAGGAGCUGAGGUGAAUAAAGGAAGGAAUGAUGGAUGGACUGCAUUGCACAGUGCUGCUAAGAAUGGUCAUCUUGAUGUAACCAGAUAUUUGAUAAAUCAAGGAGCCGAGGUGAAUAGGGUUGAUAGUAAAGGUUACAGUGCAUUGCGUGAAUCUGCUUUCAAUGGUCAUGUUGAGGUCAUCAAAUAUUUGAUUAGUCAGGGAGCUGAGGUGAAUAUGGGGGAUUAUAAGGGUGCGACUCCUUUAAUUGUUGCUGCUCAAGAAGGACAUCUGAAAACAUGUGAAUAUCUGAUCAGUCAAGGAGCUGAGGUGAAUAAAGGAAAGAAUGAUGGUGGGACUGCAUUGCACAGUGCUGCUCAGAAGGGUCACCUUGAUGUAACCAGAUAUUUGAUAAAUCAAGGAGCCGAGGUGAAUAGGGUUGAUAGUAAUGGUUACAGUGCAUUGCGUGAAUCUGCUUUCAAUGGUCAUAUUGAGGUCAUCAAAUAUUUGAUUAGUCAAGGAGCUGAAGUCAAUAGGAAAGAUGAUUUUGGCUCGACUCCUUUACACGUUGCUGCUCAAGAAGGUCAUCUGGAUACAUGUGAAUAUCUGAUCAGUCAAGGAGCUGAGGUGAAUAAAGGAAUGAAUGAUGGUGGGACUGCAUUGCACAGUGCUGCUCAGAACGGUCAUCUUGAUGUAACCAGAUAUUUGAUAAAUCAAGGAGCUGAGGUGAAUAGGGUUGAUAGUAAUGGUUACAGUGCAUUGCGUGAAUCUGCUUUCAAUGGUCAUGUUGAGGUCAUCAAAUAUUUGAUUAGUCAGGGAGCUGAGGUGAAUAUGGGGGAUAAUAAGGGUGCGACUCCUUUAAUUGUUGCUGCUCAAGAAGGACAUCUGAAAACAUGUGAAUAUCUGAUCAGUCAAGGAGCUGAGGGAGCUGAGGUGAAUAGGGUUGAUAAUAAUGGUUACAGUGCAUUGCGUGUAUCUGCUUUCGAGGGUCAUAUUGAGGUUAUUAAAUAUCUGAUUAGUCAAGGAGCUGAAGUCAAUAGGAAAGAUGAUAUUGGCUCGACUCCUUUACACGUUGCUGCUCAAGAAGGUCAUCUGGACACAUGUGAAUAUCUGAUCAGUCAAGGAGCUGAGGUGAAUAAAGGAAGGAAUGAUGGAUGGACUGCAUUGCACAGUGCUGCUAAGAAUGGAGCUGAGGUGAAUAGGGUUGAUAAUAAUGGUUACAGUGCAUUGCGUGUAUCUGCUUUCGAGGGUCAUAUUGAGGUUAUUAAAUAUCUGAUUAGUCAAGGAGCUGAAGUCAAUAGGAAAGAUGAUAUUGGCUCGACUCCUUUACACGUUGCUGCUCAAGAAGGUCAUCUGGACACAUGUGAAUAUCUGAUCAGUCAAGGAGCUGAGUCAGGGAGCUGA
Lytechinus variegatus (green sea urchin) is the source of this 2793-nucleotide messenger RNA. Its product is annotated as serine/threonine-protein phosphatase 6 regulatory ankyrin repeat subunit A-like. The coding region runs from base 1 to 2793 and encodes 930 amino acids. The transcript is spliced from 5 exons. The record is from RefSeq and is a predicted model, not a curated record. Lineage: Eukaryota; Metazoa; Echinodermata; Echinoidea; Temnopleuroida; Toxopneustidae. Gene Ontology annotation, molecular function: protein binding.